AUGACUUUUAAGAUCUCAGCGCAAGGCAAGCGAUACCAGAAGCUAUGGGCCGAAAAGGUAGAAGAAAGAUUAGCCGUUACUUCCAGCAUGCUCGGGGAUAUGAGGGCUAUCAAAAUGCUCGGUCUGAGUGACAAGCUAUUUGACAUCAUCGACAGAUUGCGCCGCGCUGAAAUUUACGAGUCCCGUAAAUUACGGAAAUUGCUUGUCACAGAGAUUUUCUUUUCGAACUCGCCAACUGUUCUGGCGCCUGUGGUAACAUUUGCUACGUUCGUUGCCAUCGCUGCAGUACGGCAUGACCAUUCAAUCUUGACAGCGCAAGCAUUUACUUCUCUGUCCUUGAUAUCUCUUCAGACUACCCCGGCAUUAAUAUUACUCCAAGCCAUUCCUGCAGUUAUGCAGUGUCUUAGCUGUUUCGAUCGCAUUCAGGAAUUUUGCUCCCAUAUUAGCAAUAAUGCUGUAUCUCAAAAUCUACUACCACAGAGCUCCGAGUGUACACUCAACGAGCACGGCGAGGGUAUCAUGGAGUUGGCUUUGCUACCUGGUAAAUAUGUCAGAGACAGGCAGUCUCCUCACAUAGUCUCUUUCAAUAGCCAAAGUUUUGCAUGGAGCAAAUCAGGGCCUGCAAUAUUGAUCAGCAUUGAUGUGCAAAUUUCAGCCGGCCGCAUAACAGCUGUCAUGGGACCUACUGGGAGUGGCAAAUCAACCUUGCUUGAGACUAUUUUGGGAGAAACCAUACCUCUCUAUGGACCUGAUCGAACAGUCAGGAGUUUCAACACCGCUGCAUAUUGCUGUCAGACCCCUUGGCUAAUAAAUGGGACCAUCCGUGAAAAUAUCCUUGGGCAGUCAGCUGUCGAAUCAGUGGAUGAAGUCUGGUAUGGUACUGUUUUGUGGGCCUGUGGUCUCGAAGCAGAUAUAAGCCGUCUCAAAGGCAGAGAUCAAACAGUCGUAGGAAGCAAGGGCAUGUCUUUAAGUGGUGGACAAAAGCAACGCGUUGCCCUGGCUCGUGCUAUUUAUUCUCGAUGCCAAUUCGUUAUUCUGGAUGAUGUUUUCAGCGGUAUUGAUGCGUAUAAUGUAUCUUUGAUCUCGGCCCGUUUAUUUGGAGAGCAUGGCUUGCUCAGAAGACAGAAGGCUACCGUUAUCCUUGUGACACAUGCCCCUUCGGUGGUUGCAUUUGCCCAGGAUGUUAUCAUUUUAGAGAAAGGCCGUGUACGGAAAGCAGACCCAAUGGAAGAACUACAAGGAACCAACGAUUAUGUAUCGACUUCCAAGCAAGCAAUCGAAGUUUCCAAUGAUACUAUUCCUGAUCAAGAUAUAAUGACUUCGCUUGACACUGGCGGAGAAUCACGCAAAGAUGCUUGUUCUUCCUCGAAUGAGCAGGCUAAUGAUCUAAACCGUCGUAACGGCGACCUGUCUGUAUACAAAUAUUUCUCAAAGGCCUCAGGUCAUGUGACAGUUUUUGGAAUUUUUGUCUUUUUGGCGCUUUGCGUUUUCUGUGCUGAAUUUUCUACUGUCUGGAUUGAUUGGUGGUCUGCAGCAAACUCAAAUGAUCACAACAAUAAUGCCACUGGCAUGUACCUUGGGGUUUAUGCAACUUUGGGAGUCUGUUCUACCCUUUUUAUGACUGCAGCGUGCUGGCUUAUGUUCGUCAAAGCGAUUUCAAACUCGUCUUUGAACCUUCACACCGAUCUUCUUACCACGACAGCUCGAAUCCUCCGCUCAGUGCACGCAGACCAGACUAACAAGUCUAACCCCUUUUGUCACUAUAGAUUCAGUCAAGACAUGGAAUUAAUUGGAAUUGAUCUCUGUUCAACCUCAAUCAAUUACGCAUAUGCUGUUUGUGACCUUCUUGGCAAAGGCCUCCUGCUUGCUGUCUUCGGAAAAUACCUCAGUGUCACCAUACCAUUCGUUACUCUCAUCGUGUACAUUGUGCAGAAGUUCUAUCUUCGUACUUCUCGACAGGUUCGACUAUUAGAUAUUGAGGCAAAAGCUCCCGUGUAUCAGCUUUUUCUAGAAACAUCAAGCGGAGCUAGUACACUACGAGCUUACGGCUGGCAAUCGUCAUUCCAAAAGAUACUCGAGUCUCGUCUUGAUCGGUCUCAGCGCCCGGUGUAUUCACUGUAUUGUAUACAGCGGUUGCUCGCCUUCAUCCUUGACCUUGUCAUUACAGCUCUUGUCGUGAUACUCGUCUCUAUUGUCGUCACGUGGAAAAGCUCAUUUACAGCUGGUGCGGUUGGUGUAUCGCUGGUGACACUUAUGACAUUUAACCGUACCAUGAUUUCUCUUGUCAAGUAUUGGACAAAUCUCGAAACAUCAAUCGGUGCCGUUGCGCGUAUCAAGACUUUUGUGGAAAACACACCGGUGGAGAAAAAUAGCAGUGAUUGUCAGAUGCUAGUCCCACCUAACUGGCCAACGACUGGGAUAAUUGAGUAUAAAAAUGUGGUGGCAUCCUACAAGCCAGGAGCAGAGGCUGUACUGAAAGGUAUUUCGCUAUUUAUUAAAAAAGGAGAGAAAAUAGCUAUUUGUGGUCGCUCGGGGAGUGGCAAGACUUCGAUGAUCCUCAGUCUGCUCGCAAUGAUCCAUUGUGAUCAAGACAGCUGUAUCAAAAUCGAUGGAAUAGAUGUCACCGCUCUUGCUCCGGCUGAAUUGCGCUCACGGAUUAAUGUGGUUCCACAAGACCCCUUCCUAAUGCCUGGGUCCAUUCGAUUCAAUAUUGACCCAUAUGGCACUGUUUCUGAUGAAACAAUCAUUCAGGCUCUUCAGAAGUUAGAUCUCUGGAACAUGGUCGAAAGUAGUGGAGGGUUAGAUACACAAAGACCUAUGACGUCUUGGUCUGUGGGCGAGAAACAACUGCUUUGUCUCGCGAGAGCAAUGGUUCGAAAAAGCCCUGUCUUGAUUUUAGAUGAGGCAACUAGCAGUGUGGAUUCUGUCACUGAAGGUAUCAUGCAAAAUGUGAUCGACACAGACUUUGCUGAACACACUGUCAUUGCAGUCGUUCACAGGCUUGGAUAUAUUAGACAUUUCGACAAAAUUGCCUUCCUGCAGGCGGGAGAGCUGCUCGAAUUUGAUAGUCCAGAUGCCCUUCUCGCUAGAAACUCCGCCUUCGCGGAUCUGUAUGAGUCUAUGUCUUAUUAG
This is a messenger RNA of Talaromyces amestolkiae, 3132 nucleotides long. RefSeq lists its product as uncharacterized. Gene Ontology annotation, biological process: transmembrane transport. Gene Ontology annotation, molecular function: ABC-type transporter activity; ATP binding; ATP hydrolysis activity. The coding region runs from base 1 to 3132 and encodes 1043 amino acids. The transcript has 10 exons. Lineage: Eukaryota; Fungi; Ascomycota; Eurotiomycetes; Eurotiales; Trichocomaceae. Gene Ontology annotation, cellular component: membrane. The record is from RefSeq and is a predicted model, not a curated record.